AUGGCAGAUGUAAUAGAAGGCGAUUCCGAUAUUGACUUUAGAACGACCACAGAUGAAGCACUGAAUGAUGAACAUGCACCAGCUAAUUUAAUACAAAGAAAAAGAAAAGUAACAGUAACAGACGACAAUAGUGAUGAAGACCCCGAUUUUGAGAUUGGAAAUGAAACAAAAACAGUAACAGACGACAAUAGUGACAAACACCUCCAUUUUGAGAAUGGAAAUGAAACAACAGAAAACACGGUCAAUGUAAACAUUAAGAGGAAGAGGAAUAAAAGGCAAAAUGUUUGUGAAAAGAAAUGGACCAAUAACCAAAAGAAAAUUAAACACUGGUACCUAACAGAAAGAACAGCGAAAGCUUUCAACCAAGUCUCGGUGGACGAUGAGGCGAAAAAGUACAUGGCAAUCAAUACGCAUCUGGGACUUCUUCAAGUUAAUCGCCUACAACCGGGGAUCAACACAGCACCGGGUCGGUUCCAGGAGUUCAUGGAUCGCAUACUGGGCGAAACGGGUGGAGCAGCUUUCUUGGAUGACGUAAUCGUCCCCGGAAAAGGAAAGGAGGAUCAUGAUGUCCGCCUCAUGACAGUGCUUGAACGACUCAAAGAGGCUGACCUUGGCAAGUGUAUAUUCGGGAAACCGUCAAUAUGCUUCCUUGGAAAAAUUAUUGAUGCCAAAGGCAGCCACACGUCAACGAUCGUCCAUAUCGUACCACACCAGGAAAAUUACCUGAAAAAUACAAAGACUUCGUGA
Photinus pyralis (common eastern firefly) is the source of this 747-nucleotide messenger RNA. RefSeq lists its product as uncharacterized. The transcript has 4 exons. Lineage: Eukaryota; Metazoa; Arthropoda; Insecta; Coleoptera; Lampyridae. The coding region runs from base 1 to 747 and encodes 248 amino acids. The record is from RefSeq and is a predicted model, not a curated record.